Molecule: messenger RNA, 4252 nt
Organism: Carcharodon carcharias (great white shark)
Lineage: Eukaryota; Metazoa; Chordata; Chondrichthyes; Lamniformes; Lamnidae
Gene: riok1
Product: RIO kinase 1 (yeast)
Exons: 17
Coding region: 12-1727 (571 amino acids)
Biological process (GO): maturation of SSU-rRNA
Cellular component (GO): preribosome, small subunit precursor; cytosol
Molecular function (GO): ATP binding; protein serine/threonine kinase activity
Source: RefSeq, a predicted model, not a curated record
CUGCCGUCGCCAUGGCCAUGGCCGCCUCGAGCGCUGACGGUUACUGGGCGAUGAGCUCGAGCGCUUCCCGGGGCAUCUCCCCGCUCCCCGGACAGUUUGACGAUGCCGAGUCCGAUCAGAGUGAUGGUAGUUGCCCUGAGCAAACAAAAGAGGCAGCGAAAAAAGUCAAGAGUCUGUAUCUGAACAACUUGGAUGAAGAGGAAACUUAUAUUGAGAGUGAUGAUGGUGAAGACUGGGACUGGGAUGAUUGUGAUGGAGACCUCACCAAGCGCUACACUGCUUCCAGAGGUUACAACCAACAGGCAAAUAGGCAGACUCCCUGUAAUUCAGCAAAGAUGUCCACUCCUACAGACAAGGUUCUGAGAAAGUUUGAGCAUAAAAUUAAUCUUGAUAAACUAAAUUUUGAUGACUCUGUGAUAAACAGGGUAACAGAAAAGUCAAGGCAGAAACAUACAGACAUGUUUCGAGUUAAAGAUAAAUCUGACCGAGCCACUGUGGAGCAGGUACUAGAUCCAAGAACUCGAAUGAUUCUAUUUAAAAUGCUGAGCAGAGGAGUGAUCUCACAAAUUCAUGGAUGUAUCAGUACAGGCAAGGAGGCUAAUGUAUAUCAUGCAACUACGAACACUGGAGAAAGCAGAGCAAUUAAGAUCUACAAAACUUCAAUCUUAAUCUUUAAAGACCGUGAUAAAUAUGUUAGUGGUGAAUUCAGAUUCCGCCAUGGAUAUUGUAAGGGAAAUCCGAGAAAAAUGGUGAGGACAUGGGCAGAGAAGGAAAUGCGGAAUUUAAUCAGGUUGCAAACAGCAGAAAUACCCUGUCCAGAGCCGAUCAUGCUUAGGAGCCACGUGCUUGUUAUGGGUUUUAUUGGUAAAGAUGAUAUGCCAGCACCACUAUUGAAGAAUGCUCACUUGUCUGAAUCCAAGGCCCGUGAACUAUACCUAUUUGUUAUUCAGUACAUGCGAAGAAUGUACAAAGAUGCCAGACUGGUUCAUGCUGAUCUCAGUGAAUUUAACUUGCUGUACCACAAUGGGGGAAUUUAUAUAAUUGAUGUAUCGCAGUCAGUGGAACAUGAUCAUCCAUGUGCCUUAGAGUUUCUCCGAAAAGACUGUCUCAACAUUAAUGAAUUUUUCCGUAAACAUGGUGUUGCUGUGAUGACUGUCCGAGAACUUUUUGAAUUUGUCACAGACCCUUCAAUUAUAGAAGAUAAUCUUGAUGCUUACCUUCAGAAGGCAAUGGAAAUAGCUGCAGAAAGAACAGAAGAAGAACGAUCCAACCAGGACAAAGUAGAUGAAGAGGUGUUCAAAAAUGCCUACAUUCCUAGGACGCUGAAUGAAGUAGAACAUUAUGAACGAGAUGUCGAAAUAAUGAUGAAGCUGAAGAAAGAAGACGUGACUACAGAUAAGCAGGAAGACAAUAUUCUGUACCAGAUAGUGACAGGAAUGAAGAAAGAUUUGACUGGUGUACAACAGGUACCUGCUCUUCUUGAGAAUUCAGAAGAAACUGGAGCAAAAUCUAAUUCUGAUAACGAUAGCUCUGACUCAGAGCUUGGUUCUGAAGAAGAAGGAGAAAGGAUCCAUACGAAAGAACAUGAGCAGGAAGACAAAACGAACAAAAAGGACAGGAAAAGAAUAGUUAAAGAAGCCCAGCGAGAAAAACGAAAAAACAAAGUACCUAAACAUAUCAAAAAAAGGAAAGAGAAGGUUGCAAAAAUGAAGAAAGGGAAAGCAUAGAAAUUUGAAUAGCACUUUGUAUUAAAGCAGUUGGUGCCCCCAGAGUUUAUUGGUUGACAACCACUUGCAAGAUUAUUAAAUGAGGAAGGCCAUUUGACGCAUCUUAAGUAGAAUUUUUGUUCCCGGGUCCUGAUAAUGUGACAAAUGUUGGUGGCGUGACCCAGAGGGAGAUUUUGGAGAAGGGGCAAAUUAAGUGGCCACCUUUCGGGGGCUCCAUUCAAAUAAAGAUGGUGGGCGGGCUCCCAAGGCCAGAGGGCCAGUAGGAGGCCAGCACUUGAAGAUCAGCAGCCCCAUCAUCAGAGGUGGGUGCUGCUGGUGUGGGUAAGCAUUCUUCAACUGCUCUUUGAUUGGAAUGUUAAAAAUUCUAAUGGGGAAUAGCCUUUUGAAAUUGAGAUUAAAGUAUGUUAUUCGGUCAAAGUAGAGGGAGUUCUUUCCUCUGCCAUUGACUCUGUUGUUUUUGCUCUAGGAAUGUCUAGUGCUUUAAUGAUGUUUCCAAAGUGAAAGCAUGUCUUUCCAAAUCACUGACAUCUCUUUCCUUGGUGCACUUUUGAAAGAAAUAGAGAACAUGUCUGGAUCACAACAUGAAUGCAAGUGUAUGUGCAACAACUCAGGAGUGUGCAUCCCAUUUCCAUUAUAAAGUACGGUUUCCAUGGAGACCAAUAACCCAACUAAAGCAUUCGGCACCAUGUAAAAUACACCAUAAACAUUGACCAUAAUGGUAUGAAAUUCCCCGAGAUAACUAACAGAUGGAGGUGCCCUCUAGUUUAAAAAUAAUAAGUGGCCACAGCUGACAGAUUGUAAUUGUGGAAGGGAAAGCCUUCCCCAGCAUGCAGCUGUGAAUGUAUGCAUGCAUACAGCUGUGACCCUCUGGCAAUCACAGGGCUACGGUAGGUUUAAAUUCAGUGAGGCAUUGGUGGCUGCUGGGCAGGCCCCUUAAUUCAUUGGCCAGGUUUCAACCUUAGCAAAGGGCACAGAUACUGUCUAGGAAAUUCCAAAAAGUUGCUGUUCAGGGCUCUCAGUGGGCAGUUUAAUUGGCUACCUGCUGGCAGGCAGGUGGCCUUACCCCUCACGGUGCAGCCUCCUUCGCAAUAGCUCAGAGGCAGGACCAUGGUGGCAGACUGCCAUGUUGGCCGGUAGUAGGAAGUUGCCGGCAACCUGCUCUCCAGUCCUGCCUCAGCAUCGCCCAAAAAUUCAGCCCCUUGCUUCAUCCAUUCAGGAAGACCCUACAGCUCCCCAUAUUGUAGUGCCUAAUUUUUUCUUGAACAGCUCCUGGGUUUCCUUGUCCACCACUCUAUCUGGAAGUCCAUUCCACAAAUUGAUUACACUUGAUGUGAGGAAGAAUAUUCUGACAGCUGUCCUAAAUUUACCUUUUGCCAGUUUGAACCUAUGCUCACUUAUCUUAAUCUAGCAAUUUAAAGUAAUACAUAUCCUUGAUAUAUGACCAAACGAGAGAGUUUAUAUUUUAUCUAUGAAUUAAUGAAUGAGCAGCACAUAGUGUCAGUAUUAUGCAUGUAUAAAUAGAGGGAAUAUGAAACUAAACAAACAUUGGGAAAUAUUCAUGAAAAGUACCUAUCAGAAUUUAGCAACAAAUAUUUUAUGAUUGGCAUUUCUAGAUAGUGGUGUUGACCCUAAACAGUAGAUGUCUGUUGAAUAUAUUUUCCCCAAAAUUUAAAUUUCCUUCAUUUUUAAUGUAGUAAUGUAUUGGAAAACAUGUUCAAUCAAAAAAUAAAUGCAAUAAAGAUUGCAGGAAACAAUGUUUAGGAGCAUUGUUAUUGGGGGGGAGAGUUGAGUUCACAUUAAGCCCAAGCUGAGAGGAUGGCUGACUUUAUCCUAAAUCAAAUUAAUUUAAUGAGUUUACACUCCAUUUUUUAAGGAUGCUGGUCAAUGGCACUGAAUUUCCUAAAAUGCAGCACAAAUUGACAGCUACAUUCAGAGAGUUUGAAGGAUAGAUGAUUGGAAUGUAUAAAAAUUCUAAUGGAAAAUCACCUUUUGAAAUUGAAAUUAAAGUAUAUUAUUCAGAAAACAUAGGGGGACUUCUUUACUCUGCCUUUGACUAUGUUGCACUUGCCCUAGUGCUUUAAUGAUGUUUCCAAAGUAAAAGCAUGUCUUUCCAAAUCACUGACAUCUUUUUCCUUGGUGCACCUUUAAAACAUAUAGAGAAUACGUUGUUCCAAAUUGUUUUGAAUAAUCAAGACUCAUUAUUAAUAUUUAAUAUUAUGUAUUCAGUUUUUUCUCCCAUUGUUAAAGAUGUCUUAUGGUGUCAUUGCCAUUAUGGUGCCUGGCCCUACAGUAAGUCUGUUAAUCACUUUCGCAAGAUUUCCAGCCACUAUAACUAGGGAAGAAUUUUUGAAGGAUGCUGGUCAAUGGCACUGAAUUUCCUGAAAUGCAACACAAAUUGACAGCCAUAUUCAGUGAGCUUAAAGGAUAGAUGAUUGGAAAGUUUAAUUUUUUCAAAAUGGCUUGGUAAAUCUUGUGAUAAAAACAAAAAACUGCGGAUGCUGGAAAUCCAAAACAAAAACAGAAUU